UCAGGUUGAGCUACUGCCCGGACAAAAUGACACUUAGACACGUUUCCUGCUUGACGAGUUUGGUCUCUCCAUCACUCUGAACCUUGACCGGAGUCCAUGGCUUCCUUGUACAGCAGGAGGAUCGCCACAAGGCUGUCUACCUCCUUCCCUGGUCACUACCGCUGCUCCAUUUUCUCCUCCUAUUCCUUCUUCUCUUACGGAAGUUCCGUCGACCAUCGUCCUCCAGAGGCUGCCACCCAAGCAUCCCCCAACAAGUUUUCCCCUCCCCAUCAGAUUCUGUCAGAUUCGUUCAUCUCGGAGCGUCUCCCUUCGUUCCGGAAUCCAGCAGAUUCGUUCAUCUCGGGGCGACUAUUUUCGUCCGGGCAGAUGCCCAACAUCUUCAAAUGCAGCUAUCCGGGAACCAGAUACUUUUCAAGCCCUUCCGCCGAUUCUGAAUCCCAAAAGCCACCAAAAACCGAGUCGCCUACCCGUGAAACCAUCGAAUCGUUCAAGAGCCAGGAGAUCGAAGGCCCUACGGUCGAGCGAGACCUCUCUCCCCUUGCCAACGAGACCAGGGAGGUCUUGGAUAAGCUGAGGAGGAGCAUCUACAACCUCAGCAAUGCUGUUGCUCUGCUGGGUGUCGCCCAGCUCAUCUGCGGUGCCUGGGUUUCAUGGAUCACCAGGGAGGGUGUCAUCCCUGAGACGCUGGUUCAGGGAGUCGCUGCCUUCGGUUUCCCCUUCACGAUGGCAUUCCUGCUGAGGCAGGCGGCGAAGCCCAUGGGCUUCUUCAGGAAGGUGGAGGAGAUGGGCAGACUUCAGAUCCUGACUCUUGCCUUGCAGACGGUCAAGAGCGUCGACCUUCUCAUCCGAAGGGUUCAAGUGAUCUCUCUGAUUUGUGGCGCCAGCCUCUUGACCGGCUUGUUAUUCGUAGCUUGGUCGCACUAACUGGAAAAAUUUUCCAUGAGGAUCCUGUCAAGGAGGAAUAAUGGACUGAUAAGGAAAAUGUAGCCUGUUGGAUGUUUUGGAAAUCAAAUUGGGUCAUGUAGUGGCGCUGCAACUUUGAGCUGACCCUUCUGUUAUGAUGGUGUCAGAGUGCUCUGCACAGCAUGUAUUUUCAGUUUCCUUAAUGUUUUUAGCAACCAUGGAACGACGGAGCUCGGGUUAUACAUAAACGGCCAAGUGCCGUGCCAUGCUAAGGCAGUUUUCUGUAAAACCACUGAUCAGAAGUUUGAUAAUACAUACUGCUUUUGGGAUC
This is a messenger RNA of Nymphaea colorata (pocket water lily), 1234 nucleotides long. RefSeq lists its product as uncharacterized. Lineage: Eukaryota; Viridiplantae; Streptophyta; Magnoliopsida; Nymphaeales; Nymphaeaceae. The transcript has 2 exons. The coding region runs from base 97 to 924 and encodes 275 amino acids. The record is from RefSeq and is a predicted model, not a curated record.